Molecule: messenger RNA, 581 nt
Organism: Staurois parvus
Lineage: Eukaryota; Metazoa; Chordata; Amphibia; Anura; Ranidae
Source: the annotation of a GenBank genome assembly
UACAAUUUUUUGUUUGCCAGUGUCCAGUCCACUUGUAGACUGCAGGUUAAUCUGACAGUCAGCAGUCUCUUGUCAUCCCCUGCACUGUCCGCAGUCUCUGGUCAUCCCCUGCAGUGUCCGCAGUCUAUGGUCAUCCCCUGCACUGUCCGCAGUCUCUGGUCAUUUCCUGCACCAUGUCCGCAGUCUCUGGUCAUCCCCUGCACUGUCCGCAGUCUCUUGGUCAUCCCCUGUACUGUCUGCAGUCUCUUGGUCAUCCCCUGUAUUGUCCGCAGUCUCUGGUCAUCCCCUGUACUGUCCACAGUCUCUUGGUCAUCCCCUGCACUGUCCACAGUCUCUUGGUCAUCUCCUGUACUGUGUCCGCAGUCUCUGGUCAUCUCCUGUACUAUGUCCGCAGUCUCUGGUCAUCUCCUGUAGUAUGUCUGCAGUCUCCGGUCACCUCCUGUACUGUGUCCGCAGUCUCCAGUCGUCUCCUGUACUGUGUCUGUAGUUUCUGGUCAUCUCUUGUCCUAUGUCUGCAGUCUCUGGUCAACUCCUGUACUAUGUCUGCAGUCUCUGGUCAUCUCCUGUACUAUGUCUGCAGU